Molecule: messenger RNA, 3453 nt
Organism: Peromyscus eremicus (cactus mouse)
Lineage: Eukaryota; Metazoa; Chordata; Mammalia; Rodentia; Cricetidae
Gene: Cfap69
Product: cilia and flagella associated protein 69
Exons: 22
Coding region: 38-2725 (895 amino acids)
Biological process (GO): response to odorant; positive regulation of flagellated sperm motility; olfactory behavior
Cellular component (GO): non-motile cilium; sperm midpiece
Source: RefSeq, a predicted model, not a curated record
AGUAAGAGCUGUGUGUUUCUAGGGUAUUUUCAAGCCCAUGGACCUUAAUCAUAUCAUCAAACUCCUUGAAGAGACUGAUAAGGAUGACUUAGAAGAAAAACAACUUGAUUGUGUCAAGAAACUGGUGCACUGUUAUCAGAAUGGAUUUCCUCUAAGGGACCUAGCACAGGUGUUUAAAAUCCUGGGUCUGUGUGCAGAUAAAAUUGAAAGGCAGCCCUGCUUUGUGGAACCCGCAUCUGAACUCAUAAAACUGUGUGGCUUGCCAUUUUUGAAAAAGAAAGUAUCAGAUGAAAUAACCUACACUGAAGAUACUGCUAAUUCGCUUGCACUUCUGGGUGAAUUAAUGAAAAUACCAAGUUCUAAGUUAAGGAUACAAAUUUGUAAGUGUAUUAUUGACUUCUAUCAUGCAGAACCACCAAAAAAGCAUAUUCCAGGCUACCAGCAGGUUAGCUCGUCAUACAAGAUUAAGAUGGCUGAAGUCGGAGGACUGGCCAAAGCAAUGGUCCAGUCCGUGCUCCUACUUGAAAACCAGCUUGUUGAGAAACUUUGGGUUCUUAAAGUUCUGCAGCACCUCUCGACUUCCGAAGUCAAUUGCACUUUAAUGGUGAAAGGUCAAGCAGCCAGCAGAAUCUGUGCUCGCCUCAAUGACCCAGAUCCCUCAGGACAGCUUCUGUUUCGUUCAUCAGAAAUACUUUGGAAUUUAUUGGAAAGAUCUUCAAAAGAGGAAAUUAUACAACAGCUUAGUAACUUGGAAUGCCUGCUGGCCUUGAAGGAAAUAUUUAAAAAUCUGUUUAUGAGGGGCCAUAGUCAUUAUGACCGUCAGCUUAGAAAUGAUAUAUUAGUUAUCACCACAAUUAUAGCUCAGAACCCUGGAGCACCAAUGAUUGAAUGUGGCUUUACCAGAGAUUUGAUACUGUUUGCAACUUUUAAUGAAGUUAAAAGUCAAAAUCCUUUGGUAAAAAAUCUUAAGCUUUCUAAUUCCUAUGAAGAUUUUGAGUUGAAGAAAUUGCUAUUCAAUAUAAUUGUGAUCUUAUGUAAAGAUUUAACUACUGUGCAGCUAUUAAUCGAUGGUAAUGUUAUUUUGGCUUUGUUUACCUACGUCAAAAAACCUGAGAAACUCAAAAUUGUCGAGUGGUCUGCCGCACAGUAUGAAGAACUGCAACUGCAUGCGAUUGCCACCUUGUCUUCAGUGGCUCCGUUGCUAAUAGAGGAGUAUAUGUCAUGCCAGGGCAACGCUCGGAUCCUUGCCUUUCUGGAAUGGUGUGAGCACGAGGAUUCCUUCUUCAUUCACGGUAACAGUUUCCAUGGCACAGGUGGCCGUGGGAACAAGUUUGCACAGAUGCGCUAUACUUUACGACUCCUCAGAGCCAUGGUUUAUCUGGAAGACGAGACUGUGAACAAGGAUCUUUGUGAAAGGGGGAUUAUUCACCAACUGAUAGGAAUCUUUAAAAAUAUGGCAAGCAAGCCUGAUGAAAAGGAAGAGGCCAUUGCCUUGGAGAUCCAGUCUGACACGUUGCUCAUCUUGUCAGGGCUCUGUGAGCAUUAUAUUGAAAGGAAGGAAAUGUUUGGAACUGAAGGAGUUGACAUAAUUCUUUAUGUAAUGAAAACAGACCCCAAGAAGUUACAGAGUGGCUUAGGCUACAAUGUGCUUCUUUUCAGUACAUUAGACAGCAUUUGGUGCUGCAUUUUGGGAUGUUACACUUCUGAAGAUUAUUUUCUUGAAAAGGAAGGGAUUUUUCUCCUUUUGGAUAUAUUGGCAUUGAACCAAAAGAAAUUCUGUAAUCUGAUACUUGGAAUAAUGGUUGAAUUUUGUGAUAAUCCCAAAACCUCUGCUCAUGUCAAUGCUUGGCGAGGGAAGAAAGACCUAACUGCUGCCAGUCUUUUAAUUAAAUUGUGGAGAAAGGAGGAAAAGGAACUGGGAGUAAAACGUGAUAAAAAUGGCAUGAUUGUUGAUACAAAGAAACCUCUGUUUACUAGUUUUCAAGAAGAACAAAAGAUCACACCCCUGCCCGCUAACUGCCCAUCUGUUGCAGUUAUGGAUGUCGCCGAGAAUAUCAGAGCAAAAAUUUAUGCUGUGCUGGGAAAACUGGAUUUUGAAAACUUACCUGGCCUAUCUGCUGAAGAUUUUGUCACCCUCUGUAUAAUACAUAGAUACCUUGAUUUUAAAAUUGGAGAAAUAUGGAAUGAAGUAUGUGAAGAAAUAAAAUUGGAAAAGUUAAGACUAGUCACGUCAGAUAAAAUGUCUUUGGAAUCUAUUACAGCAGCAACAGAAAAUAUUGGAAAGAUGGUCGCUUCCCUGCAAAGUGAGAUGAUUGAAAGCCAAGCACGCCAAGAUGUGCAAAAUGAACAAAGAGUAUAUGCAAAAAUACAGGCCACACAUAAGCAGAGAGAACUGGCUAACAAAUCCUGGACAAACUUCUUGGCUAGAACGUCAAAUGCUAAAACAUUAAAGAAAGCAAAAAGGCUCCAGGAAAAGGCUAUAGAAUCCUCUAAAUACAGUGAACGACCACAAAAUGCAAUAUUUCACCAAACAGUUAUUAAAGGUCUUAACACAACGGUACCUUCAGGUCGGGUGGUGACGGUGGAAAGCACUCCUGCCCGGUUACUGGGGGGACCUCUGGCUGACACAGACAUCGCUCUCAGAAAACUACCUAUCCGAGGAGGAGCUCUGCAGCGGGUCAAGGCGAAGGCUGUGAAUGAGCCAAAGAAGAACGUCCCCACAUGAAGUGCUCCAGAACCUUCUUGAAAUAUUCUACCUAUAACUUUGUAGCUAAAUGUAUAUUUAUAUUCAAAUGUAAGGCAACAUUUAGAAUAACUAUUUUAGGAAAAUAUUAUAAAAUUAAAGUCAGGAUAAUACCACUUAUUUUUAUUGAAAACAUCAACAUAUAUCAGAAACGUGGUCACCAUUAUCUUUGGAAAAAAACUGUUGGUCCCUUAACUGAAAUUGUAAAAUUUGUUUAUCAGGACUUUUGGCUAGAUAUCAAUUACUUCAGAUAGUCUACCCUGAAGGACAUUUGUAUGGACUUUGUGUCUCCCUUCCUGAGUAAUGUAGACUGUAGGCAUUGUUGAACCAAAGGGCUGAAACUGGCUUUGUAGGGAUUUCCUUCAGCAGCCCCAACUUACAAUCUUCCAGUGGAGAAGAGUGAAUGCAUUUUUCUCAAUUUGUGCAGCUCACUCUACAUCUUGGAGCCAUUGGUUGGUCACAUGCCCACUCCGGAACACCUCACCUUGAAGUCAGCCAGAUCUGAGUACUCCUUGCUUGUGGAGCCAUAAACAGUCCAAAAUUAUCUAACAUACCUGGAUGGAGUCAGGAAUCAAGGUGCUAUCAUCAGAUGGACACAUGAACACCAGGAGCAGCAAAUAAUAUGUUGGUGAAAAUAGAAAAUAAAUGUAUCUAUUAUAGAGGGCAGUGUCAGUCACAAGCUAUACAGCAAAAAUAAAAAUGCGGAUACA